AUGCACCACCGAAUUUGUGGUGAGGACGUCAUGCACGACUUUUAUUACACCAAGCUAUUGGUCGACGAGUCCAAGUUCAAGCCUCGCGUGGGACUCCUUUGCGUGGACGUAUUGGAUUCCGAGGCUGCCGGGCACCCAGUUGUACUGGAGCGAGACAUCACUGAGGAUCAGGUCCAAGACUGGCUUGCCCAAGAUGACCCUCCAUCGUCACAGAGCAGUCAAGAUGGCAAUCAGGGGAGAGUUCGCAGCCGACUCCGCGUGCUGAUUGGCAGCCCGGAGCAACACUCAAGCGAUGCAGAGAUUCUACCGCUACCAAUGUCCCGCGAGACGUUCGAGGCAGUCAGAACCACGUGGAACAUGCCUAAGGAGCUGUUGCGCAUGAUGUUAAGUACCCUGCCGAUCGCCACGCCGAUUCAGACGCUGAAUGACUUGGCACAACCCGUCAACGGCCUGAUGAUGAGAAGCGCCAGAUCAAGAGACUGGAACUUCUGUCUCGGACUAGUCCACAAUGCCGAGACUGGAACGGUCCAUGCGAUUGUCAACGGAUUGCAGGGGGAAGAGAUCGCCCAGUUGCUGACGUGUCUGCGAGAAUCACGCUCAUGUCUGUCCGAGCCAAUGUUGCUACCUAUUUUCUUGCUCGAGCUCAAAGUCCACUACUUCGCAGUCCUGCUGGAGAACCGAGCGGAAAGGAUUGAAGGGAUUGAGCUGGACACCGGAAUGAAGCACGAGUUCUCUCUGAGUGCGAAACGGAAAGAGGCAAGACAUAGGGAAAGAGAGAAGCUACUCAAGGACCUUAACUUCGAUGAGAUCACUCAGAAGUUGACAGGCGGUACAGGCACUUUGGCGUUCUGCGAUAUGACCUUUGCCUCUAGCUUGAGAGCGUUAGAGCGUGUCUGCUUGGUCAAGGAACGAAUUCGCUGUCUUCGCAACCACCGGCCGGAUAGAAUCAAUGCUGCCGGCGCCAACGCCGUCGAUACACGGAUAGCAUACCUCCGAGAGCUGAUUGUUGGGGCCCAGGCGCACAGUGGAGUGUUGUCGGCGAGAACAAAGGCUCAGGUUCAAACGGUCUACAGCAUGAUCGGUCAAAAAGACAACAAGCUCAACAUCGAAACGGCAGCAGCGUCCCGAGAUAUUGCAGAGAUCAGCCUUCGCCACAACACUGCCAUGAAAGAAAUGGCCGUAGACUCACGGAACAUCGCCAUACUCACUCGGCAAGACAGCACAGAUAUGCGUAUUAUCGCGGUCGUCACACUGCUAUUUCUACCUGGGACUUUCAUGGCGGCACUGUUCAGCGCCGACUUCUUCGAUUUCUCUCCAAGAGAUACCAAUGAGGUCGUUUCCAAGUGGAUUUGGCUCUAUUUUGUCUUGACAGGUGCUGCCACUCUUGUCGUCUUCGGUGGCUGGUACCUGUUUUCACACAGACAGAACAAGAAGAUAGUGGCUGCGAUGAACACUGAUGCACGCCCUCCGUUGAUGAGCGAUCGCGAUGACCUUGAAUCUGGCAUCACAGCCUUGCCGGCACCACCAGACGCAAGGCCAUUGUGGACGGCGCGCUCAAUGUCAACCGGGGAGAUGGAACUCGUCUCCUCUUUUGGACGCUCGGCAGAUGCUCUCAAAUAG
This is a messenger RNA of Cladophialophora yegresii CBS 114405, 1620 nucleotides long. RefSeq lists its product as uncharacterized. The record is from RefSeq and is a predicted model, not a curated record. Lineage: Eukaryota; Fungi; Ascomycota; Eurotiomycetes; Chaetothyriales; Herpotrichiellaceae. The transcript is spliced from 3 exons. The coding region runs from base 1 to 1620 and encodes 539 amino acids.